Molecule: messenger RNA, 6864 nt
Organism: Triplophysa dalaica
Lineage: Eukaryota; Metazoa; Chordata; Actinopteri; Cypriniformes; Nemacheilidae
Gene: setd1bb
Product: SET domain containing 1B, histone lysine methyltransferase b
Exons: 19
Coding region: 94-5712 (1872 amino acids)
Cellular component (GO): Set1C/COMPASS complex
Molecular function (GO): RNA binding; histone H3K4 methyltransferase activity; protein binding
Source: RefSeq, a predicted model, not a curated record
UAACAACAGAUUCCGGAUGUGUUUUAAACAAAUCUUAUUCGCUUAAAGUUACAUAAAAAGCAAUUCACCAAGAUUGGACAAUGACUGCGAAUCAUGUACGAAAGCGUCGAAAAGGAGGGUCAGCAGAAAGAUAACGAAACAUUCAUCAAAAACAAUCGAUCCCAAAACGUGGAGGAUGCAGCUCCAAACUGGAGUAGUUACAAACUGAUUCUUGAUCCGAUUUUGACCAGUGAAAGUCAAAAACUGUACCGCUAUGAUGGACGACACUUCAGCGCACCCCACCCUGGAUGUUUUCCCGUGGAUGUUGUACGAGAUCCCAGAAUUGCUCGUUUUUUGAGUAAAUUCAAAGAAGUAGAUCUUACAGUUUCGAAAUUCAAGGUUGAUGAGUAUUAUGUUGGCUCGCCAAAGGAGUUGACAUUCACAAGGCUCAAUGACAACAUUAGAGAUGGUUUCCUAUUCGACAUGUGUAAACAAUUUGGAGAAGUUCAAGAGUUGAACGUUUUGUACAAUCCAAAGAACACAAAGCAUUUGGGAAUAGCGAAGGUCAUUUUUGAAUCUGUAAAGGCAGCAAAAUACGCGGUGCAAAAGCUUCAUAACACUUCUGUGAUGGGAAAUAACAUUCAUGUGGAGUUUGACCCCAAAGGCUUAAAGCGAAAGCGAUACUUCCAAAUGCUUGUUAGUGGUUUAUACACCCCAUUUACUCUCCCUGUUGGAGAUGAAGCCUGGGGUCCCCAGUCACCAUCCUCAAUCACCGACUGCUUCACUGAGUGUGAACCACUAAAGAAGCUGUCUUAUGCCUUCUUGUCAUCAUCGUCCUCAAUAUUUAAUGGUUCUCCCUCACUGGAUUGUUCUACUCCUUUAUCCAUGGACACCGCCUACUCCAGUAUGCAUCAGGACACACCCAGUAGCUUCUGGCAGACCCCUCAAUACCAAGAGACUCCUUGCACCCCUUCUCUGACCAACAGCAGGCCGGGCACUCCAUCCCAGUGUGAUAGAACCCAAAAUGAGGCUUUACAGACAAUCCCCAAUGCCUCGUCUAGUCGCCAGUCCAUCCCAAACAUCUCACAGCUUCAGUCUGCCCAACUUCAGUCCAUCUCAGAUAAACCUAGCAUUAUACAAGGUGCUGUACAAAACUUUUGGAUACACAGUGGACUUAAAAAUGGAUGUUUCCCGAAUACACAAAGAACUCCAGGAAACAAUUCUCACGUGCGUAGAGGUCACCGGGGCAGAUCUCUUGGGAGGAAAUACCAAAAUGCAUACAAUCGUAGGCCAGAGCAUCACUAUAUACAUAGACCUGUAUAUAGGGGAUUUCAUAAUCGCUCUGGAUCUUCAUCCAGUCAUGUGCCUCCCAGUAAAUUUCAGGAACAUCCAAAGUCAGAUAAGCUCAAAUCCAUCACCCAAUAUACACAUUAUAAAAACAAACAUGAUGUAUGUUUAAGCCCAAACUUUACUGGGUCGGUCAAGAACCGCAGUGUUAUUCACACAUCGUUUUUUGAAGAUACUCUUUUAGAAACACUGCCUCAAAACACCAUUGGAGUAGACGUUCAUGACUUUCGUCCAAAUAUGCACAAUAAUGCAGAAAAUAAUUUACGUGAAAUUCUUUCCCAAGGACCUUGUAAGACAAUCCAAGAGGUGGACCACAAUCGUUGUGAAAACAAUUUACAGCAAGAUCAGUUUUCUCGCUCAUAUACCCUGGAAAAGUGCCUCUCAUCUGAAACCAUACAGGAUAAAUCAGACCCCACUCGUCCUGAGUCUCCCUCUCCGGACGUUAAGCCCAACAGCCUUGACUCUCGUAUUCAAAUGCUUCUUAGUGCCAGAAGUCCUGUUCUGCCCAUCCUUAGCCAAGAGUGUUCAGACUCAGAAACUACAGCUGAAGACCACAACAUAGAUUCUGUCUUUCAACCACAGCUCUCUUCGAAAGCCUCCAGCUCCUCAAAUCCUGAGCCGGAUGAUGUAUUAAACUGUGACAAGAAUAAUGCAGUUAAUGUUGGCUCACAUUCAAGAGACAGUUUUCCUGAAUCUGGUAUUGAAGAUGUGAGUCCUACUCCACUUCCUAACCUGGAAGAAGAGGAACAUGAACAUCAGUCAGCCCAGAGGUCCUCCAGCAGCAUCACUGUCAACCUCACCUCAAAUGAAGAUGACAACACUUCAGAUGAACCGUCUACUAUACCAGUGAUCUGUAGCAACAGAAGCUAUGUGUCUUCAAUUUCUUCUCAAAUAGCCCCACCAGCAGUGCUUACACCACCACCUACACACUUUCCCUCCCUUUCUUCUAACAUACCCUCAAACCUCCCACUUCCUCCUCCAGUGUCUCUAUUGAUACCUGCAUAUCCUCCACCAAAAGUCAAGCAAGUUUGUAGGCCACCAAACUGGAGGAGUCCAAUGGCUCUUCCCAUACCUACUAGAAUAACACAAGGACAAGCAUCAAUCUCUCCCGCCUUCCCCCCUCCUCCCUUUAAUUUCGUAACUCAUUGCCCGCCUUACCCUUCACCUAGAUGUUCAUCUACCAUGUUGAGGUACAGACCACCUUGGCCCCUGCACCCCAUGCCCAGAUUCAAUCCCUCCGUUCCCCCACCAGGUUAUAUGCCUUUGAAAGAAUCUCUCAGUAAGACUACUGUAGAUGGAGUUCUGGCUGUCAUCGCUUCUGAGCUGCGGGCUAUUGUAAAGAAAGACAUAUAUCGCAGGAUGAUUGAGCUUGUGGCCUUUAAAGCAUUUGAUCAUUGGUGGGAUGACAAAGAACAGGCAGCAAAGGUAUCUGCCACAUCUGUUACUAUUAAAACUGGAGGAAAUAAAGAAAACAAACCUAAAGGGAUAGAGAAGUGCUUGAAAAUUGGGACUGCAGGUUGUGAAGGCACUGUACUGAGCACAGGAAAAAUAUUAAGCCAGCAUGGUGCCAUUAAACUACCUUCUUUUAAGAGGAAGAAUCAAAUCGAUCAGGACUCCAGUGAGGUCAAAAGGAUCUGUCCUAUACCAAGUCCUGACCAUUCUGAUGAUGAAGGACCAGAGCAGAAAACAGCCAUCGUGAAUGAUGGAGAAAACAAGGACAGUGAAGAUGCCCUGGUUAAACGCAGACAUUGCAGACCUCUGGUGUUAGAUAGUGAUGAUGAAGAAGAUGAAGAGAAUUCUCAGAAAGUGGAAGAUCCAAAAUCUGAGGCUGUUCAGAUGUCUGAUCAGGAGAGGAAAGCUGAUGAAUUAAAUGAAGAUAAGGAAACUAUCAGGGAAGAUGAAGAUUACUCAGAUACAGAUGUUGUCAGCAACACAAGUUUAGGCUCCCCUGCAUCUCAGAGCCAAGGAUAUGACUCCUUAGUAUCUCCCAGGAAUGUCUCUGACUCUCCCUCUGUAAAUGGCUCCUCAGAAUCCUCUAGAUCUUUCUGUGAAUCCACAGAUGAUAGAAGUGAAGACUUCUCAGACUCUCUAUCUUAUGAGGAGGACGAUCAGCUGGAUGGUGAAAGUUCUUCACCCGAAAGUCAACAAGUUAACAACAGAAGUGUGCCAGAAGUGAUAUGGAUAUCAUCAGAUGAGGAUGAUAAUGACAACAGGGAGAUGAUGGACACUCCGGUUUACUCAUCUUUCACGCACUGGGAGGAAGAUCUCCAACCCCCUGUGACUCCAUCUGCUCCAUUUUCUGUUGAAAGUGACGUGGACCACACAUGGCUGGAUUUAGAUUCAAGAAUAGCAGAAAAUCCAGAGGAGGAACUGAGUGUUAGAGUUUACAUGCAAGGUCUAAAGCUGCCUGAGCCUCUCCGAUACACAUUCCAGGACCCAGUAAAACAGUGUUUGACAAACAGAUUUAAAGUACCUGAUCCGGUGAUAUUCUUCUCAGAUCAUGAGCCCGGGCUGCCGAGUCCACCGUCUCCUUCAUACAGAGAAUUAUCAGAUGAUUUGGAGACCCAAAAUUCUACAGAUUCCGAAGACCAAGGAAUUAUUAUUACAGAAACAGCUGAGGAUUCUCCGAAUCUCAGACCCAUCACACCCACCGGCUCUGUGUCCGACAGCGAAAUGGAGCUAGGACGUAGAUUUUCGCCUCCUGCUGUCGAGGUGGAUGAGCUCCCGCCCACACCCGGCGGAUGUCUGGAGAAUGACGAGCUGGAAGACCAUCUUCUACCUCCAGGUCCACCUACACCUCUACCUCUUCCUCCUUCUCCAACAGGCACCUUGUAUGAUUGUCCCCCUCUUGCUUUAUCAUAUCCCGUGUAUGAGGAAAGACCAAAAACCCCUGGCAGGAUGAAUGGUCCUGCCCAAAUCUAUGACUCGGAGGGGAUGACGUCUUCUCGAUUUAGAAUCUGUAACUUGUUAUGUUUCCCUAACACAUCUCCAUGUGCUGAUAGUGAGAUCCCCAGGACACCAGGGAGAGAUAUGACUCCAUCUCCACCUGUCGUAAACUAUAGGGACCUGUGGGCCGAUCGGCACCCACCCAGCCAAGAACUCGUCCAUAUGUGGGCUGGUGGACGCCGUCCUCGCUCACCAGAUCAUCAGAAUUUUAAUCUCGAUAUAGAUGGUCAUUCCAAUCAUCAAGUAUCGGCCGCGUUGGACGCAUCACGCUUAAAAAGACGCAAAGAGCGGAUUAAAAUGAAAAGAAGAAGGAUUGAAAUGCAAAGGACUAAACAAUUUAGCACUGCAAAUGAGUGUUCAUUGGUACACGUGGAAGAUGUAACGACAAAAUCAUCUUCAAAUCAAAUUUUAAGGCCUUCCAAUCACAUAUCUGAUAUACCUCGGAGGUUAGAUGACAGUUCUAACCCGAGAGUGUUGGAGAAACCAAGACCUCAAGAGUCAUCCUACCCGUGGAGAACGUGGAGAGAAUCGAGGCCGCAAAUCUCCAUGUUCUCUCCACGCUCAAAGAGAAAAGAGAAAUUGCUCAUCCGUGCUGUCUGGACUAAAGGCGUGAAUGAGGAGGAAAUAAGACAUCUGAAGGCCACCUAUGAGAAGCUUUUGCUCCAGAAUAAUGAUCGUGAUUGGCUUCCCGAGACACGUUGGAUUGCACAUCCUCCAACCAGCAUUCCCGACGACAUGGCAAGACGAUGGCUGGACGGGGUCCGGAAUCACAUGACAGGUUGUGCACGCAGCGAGGGUUACUACUACAUCAGCAAGAGGCAAAAACUGCGAUAUAUCAGUGAUGCACACUCUUCUUCAGAGGAGUUUACUGUAGACGCUCAGGCAAAGAGCGCAACUGCACAGAUUCCACCUUCUUCCAGAUCAGGCUCAGAACUUAGGGCGGAACAACGCCGGCUGUUGUCCUCCUUCAGCUGCGAUAGUGACCUUCUUAAGUUCAACCAACUCAAGUUCCGGAAGAAGAAGCUACGUUUCGGUAAGAGUCGUAUCCAUGACUGGGGGAUGUUUGCAGAGGAACCGAUAGCCGCAGAUGAAAUGAUAAUUGAAUAUGUAGGCCAAAGUAUUCGACAGGUAAUAGCAGACAUGCGUGAAAGUCGCUAUGAAAAAGAGGGAAUUGGAAGCAGCUAUCUGUUCCGGGUCGACCAGGACACGAUCAUUGAUGCAACAAAGUGCGGUAACCUGGCACGGUUCAUCAAUCACAGUUGCAAUCCAAACUGCUAUGCAAAGGUCAUCACAGUAGAAGCUCAAAAGAAGAUUGUCAUUUAUUCCCGACAACCUAUUGGUGUGAAUGAAGAAAUCACUUACGAUUACAAAUUUCCUAUUGAAGAUGAGAAGAUCCCUUGCCUCUGUGGUGCAGAGAACUGCAGAGGGACACUCAACUAAAAACGGACUCAUCUCACAGACUUAAGGUAUUAGCAGUAAACAAGAUUCAUAGUUAAAAUAAACAGACUCUUAUAUUUGAAGCACAAACCCCUGUUCAGUAUGUAAGUAUGUAGGAUUUAUUAACAUUAACACAUUCAUGUCAUCCCCAGUUUUAUAUGUAGAUUUGGCAACAUUUUGUUUCAAGCAGGCUUUUCGGGCAUUUUGAUGAGUUUCUGGUUUAACAUAUUCAUCAUGCAUAUUGUUUGAAAGAUUAAAUCAUACAGGAUCAUAGAAAAUGAACCAUGGUUUUAUUAUAAUAAACAUGGAAACCAGUUGUUGGAUUGGUUACCAUUUGUGUUACCAAAUUUGAACUGCAAACUACAUGCUGAAACUAGCUACUUGUAGUGAGACUGAGGGAAAUAUGCGAGUAAUAGGGUUUUGCUAAAAAUAAAACAUGAUUAUUGUAGGAAAAACCUGGUUUAAUUUGUAAUUUCAGUCAAAUAUGUUUUUAUGAAUUUAUUGUGAAUUAUAAAUAAAAAAAUCUAUAUUUUUUCAAUAAACUGUUAUUUACUGUCCACUUAGAAAAUGCAAAGAAUGUAUUUUAUUAAUACUGUAUGUUUUAAUUGCUUGUAUAUAUUUAGAAAGGACAUUAUAGGAAAGACGUUCUAUAUGUCAAUACUUUUAGCAAACAAAUGCAAUGGGGGGAAAAGGCUUGGAGAAUGCGGGCAUCGAUCCCGCUACCUCUCGCAUGCUAAGCGAGCGCUCUACCAUCUGAGCUAAUUCCCCACUGUGGGUCAUAGGCACAAGGCUACUGAAAAAUAUCUGGCACCUACUUAGAGGCUCUACUUCACCAAAAAAUUCUGUCAUGACUUUCUCACCUUAUAGUUGUUCCAAAUCUGUAUACAUUUCUUUGUUCUGAUGAACACAGAGAAAGAUAUUUGGAAGAAUGUUUAUAACCAAACAGAUCUUGCCCCCCAUUGACUCUCAUAGUAGGAAAAAUGACACUAUUGUUGUUUUUGUUCUGUUGAAUACAAAAUAAGACAUUUUUAAGAAUGUAGGAUAGCAAACAGUUCUGGGGCACUUUUGACUAUAAUUUGUAUUUUUUUCCUACUAUGGUAGUAAAUGGGGGAUCUGUUGGUAAAUUAUGAAAGCAUUUUCAUUUUUGGAUGAAGG